Molecule: messenger RNA, 906 nt
Organism: Chrysochloris asiatica (Cape golden mole)
Lineage: Eukaryota; Metazoa; Chordata; Mammalia; Afrosoricida; Chrysochloridae
Gene: LRRC30
Product: leucine rich repeat containing 30
Exons: 1
Coding region: 1-906 (301 amino acids)
Molecular function (GO): protein binding
Source: RefSeq, a predicted model, not a curated record
AUGGGGGCCAAGCAGUCAAGGGCUGACUCCAAGGCCAAGAAUCCUAAAGGGAUGUUGCUGUUAGGGAGGAGGCAGAAGUUUUCCCCAUGGGAUGAUGCACUCCUCUCUGGAAGAGAUCCAAGGUCCCUGCUGAAGCGUGGUAUGCGUCACAUCAGCUUUAGCCUAGUCACAAAGGGGAUGACAGAUGUCCCAGACUUCUUGUGGGGUCUGUUGGAGGUCCAGAAGCUCAAUCUGUCUCACAACGAGCUCAGAAUUCUCCCUCCUGAGGUGGGGCAGCUGACUCGGAUUGUGGUCCUGAAUUUGUGUGGGAAUCGCCUGAAGAGCCUACCUGGAGAACUCAGCCUCCUCAAGAACAUGAAGGUCCUGUUUGUCAACAUGAACUGCCUGACCGAACUGCCGGCUGAGCUGAGCUCCUGCAGAAACUUGGAGGUGCUGAGCCUGUCGCACAACUGCCUUUCCCAGCUACCUGCCAGCUUUGCUGACCUCUCCAGGCUGAGAAAGCUGAACCUCAGCAACAACUACUUUGCUCACAUCCCCAUUUGUGUGUUUUCAUUGAAGGAACUGGACUUCCUGCAUGUGGGCUCCAACCGACUAGAGAACAUCGCGGAAAGCAUCCAGUGCCUGGCAAACCUGCAGAUCUUCAUUGCAGAGAGUAACAACAUCCAUUCCUUUCCCAGGUCUCUCUGCUUAGUCACCAGUCUGGAGCUGCUGAACUUGAACAACAAUGACAUCCAAACCCUCCCAGAUGAACUCUACCUGCUGUGUAGACUGACGCGGAUUGCCUGGAAUCCAAUGGACAAAGGGCUCCAUAUUUCCCAUAACCCUUUAUCCAAGCCACUGCCAGAGCUGGUGGAGGGAGGUCUGGAGAUGCUGUUUAGCUACUUGAAGGACAAAAAGCACAACUGA